AUGUCUCUGCCUGGAAUUCCAGCUUGGAAGAGACUCGGACUGAAACUGAAAUAUGCGAACGAAAACUCGGAUUCGCCAACGAGCAAUGGUAUUGCUCCGCCAGCGCACCAAGCUGGUCAGGGCUCACUGAAGGAUACCCAGCCGUCCUCAUCAGAGCCUCCAAGGAAGAAGCAAAGGACGGUUCCCAAAUCCAGGGAGGCGAUCGAGUCACCAAUACGCAAUCUGAACUUGACGUCUGACACUGCCAAAGGCAGAGAGGAGCAGCCAGACAAGAAACUUAAGAAGCGUGUUUCAUUCUCUGCCGACGUAAAACCUUCUCCAUCCACAAGAAGUCUAUCACCUGUCCCGGAUGACUCCAAGGCGCAAAGGACCCCAGCGGAGAUGAAGAAAGCCAAAAAGGCUCGAUCAAAAGCAGCCCAGCCACUUGUGCCCAAGUCUAACGCUGUAUUGGAAUAUCUCGAUCAAUAUCACACGGCAAGGUCGAAAUGGAAAUUCAACAAGAACCGAGAGACGUGGAUGUUGAAACACAUUUUCUCAGAAAAUGAUAUCCCACGGGAAUUCAAUCUACCUCUCGGGAGGUACAUCUAUGGAUUGCAAGGUGCUGGAGCCCGUGACAGAUUGAAAACGCAGUGCAUGGCGUCAUUAGAGAAAGGAGAAGGUAAUCAAACCGGGAGCGACAGGAAUGGCAGCAUUGCAGGCGAAGAAGAGAAUGGUGAAUAUCUUCGACGAUUCAAGGACGAUUUGGCAAGUCCUCCAUCUUCGAAUUUCGCUGCUGCAGGGGACACCUCUGCAGACGCAGAAUACCAAUCCUGGAUUGAGAGACAACCACGCCCAAGGAUCUUACUCUGGGCACUUGGCUUUGACACUAACGCCCUAACCGCGACCAAUGGAACUACCGAGAAGGUCAAGAAGAGGAAGAACAGAACCGUGGUUGUCGACUAUGACAGCUCCAGCUCGAGUUCUAGCGACAGUGAUAGUGACAGUGGGAGUGAGAAUGAGAGCAAAAAGAGUGACGCGAAUUCUCAAAGCCACACCGGGAUAUCAAACGGGGCCGAGCCUGAAGAGGAGACCUCGAGCAGUGGCAGCGAUGAAGACAGCAGUGGUGAGAGCGACUCGAGUACCGAUGACGCCAGUGAGGUCUAA
Messenger RNA from Fonsecaea multimorphosa CBS 102226, 1143 nucleotides. RefSeq lists its product as uncharacterized. NCBI's taxonomy places the organism in Eukaryota, Fungi, Ascomycota, Eurotiomycetes, Chaetothyriales, Herpotrichiellaceae. The coding region runs from base 1 to 1143 and encodes 380 amino acids. The transcript has a single exon. The record is from RefSeq and is a predicted model, not a curated record.